Messenger RNA from Linepithema humile (Argentine ant), 387 nucleotides. The record is from RefSeq and is a predicted model, not a curated record. NCBI's taxonomy places the organism in Eukaryota, Metazoa, Arthropoda, Insecta, Hymenoptera, Formicidae.
CAUUCACAAAUAACACUCACAAUAUUGUGCCGAGAUAAUUAUUUGAAUAAAAUAAUGCCGAAAAGACCAAGAGAAUAUAAGCAAUGGAUGAAGGAUCCCAAUCCAAAAGAGCCGAAGCAAACGAAACAUUCAAGAAAGAAACGUCAACGGCAAAUUGCUGGACAGGGGCAAAAUGCAGCUGUAUGCUCACAAAUAGAAGCUCACAUUGUAAAUAUUGGCUGCACUUCUGCUGAAAGUAUACAUUCAUUAGAGGAAACGUUUACUUGUGAUAACUCUCCAAAAAAUAAUGAAGAGCUCAUCCUCAAUGAGGAAAUUGAUACAGAUUCUAUAUUUAGUAUUAAUGACUUUCCACAACCAUGUUCUAUACUUGAAAAUACAUGGGACAAG